Gopherus flavomarginatus (Mexican gopher tortoise) is the source of this 1844-nucleotide messenger RNA. RefSeq lists its product as uncharacterized. The transcript has 3 exons. Bases 621 to 1499 code for a protein of 292 amino acids. The record is from RefSeq and is a predicted model, not a curated record. Lineage: Eukaryota; Metazoa; Chordata; Testudines; Testudinidae.
CCCGCCGCUCUCCAGCAGCUGCCCGCGGUGGUGCAGACGGGCGCGGCCUGAGCGGGAGGGCACGGCUGGAAUCUGCCUCCUGCCCUGAGAGCCACAGCUUCCGGCCGCCUGUGGGGGCGGUUGGGGAGGAUCGCCAGCUCCAGAGGGGAGCAGGGGCAUGGGCCCGGGCUGGGUUCACUGGCACCCCUGGGCUGGGGCAAUGGUAGCUGUAGAACUAGGGGGCGCCGGCCAAUGGAGCCCUCCUGAGCAGCCUCCAAUGUAGGGCAGAGCCGAGCUCCCCUGCUCCAGGGGAGCUCUGGGGGUAGGACACGUGGUGCAGCCCCCUCCCCCGAGGUCCCCCCAGGCCCGCACCGUAUUUGUUGCCGUCCUCCCCAUUGGCACGGACCCGCUUGCCCAGGACCUGCAGGUGCCCGCUGCUGCUGCGGCUGUACAGCUGGUAGACACGGACGUGCCGGCGGCUCACCUCGUCCAGGUGCUGUGUGCGGUUCUCCACGUAGAGGCGGAAGUCGGCCGCUGUCUGGUGAGACUCCUGCAGGGAAAGGCAGGUCUGGCUCCCCACUGCGGCUCUGGGGGUCAGGCCCCUCUGGAGGAGGGCUGGAGCAUGCUGAGCCCCUCGCAGCAUGAGGAGACGAAGGGCAGAUGUUGGCCAGGCCCUUAGCCUGUCUGUCCAGGGAGCCACGGGAGGGCCCUCCCAGCCAGGGACCUACCCAGCCCCAAACAGGUCUCUGUCCCCUCCUCCCAGGCAGUGUCUUUCUCCAGGGCCCUGCCCGAAGGGGGCCCCCCUUCCGUUCCUGAGCAGGCCCAUUGGCACAUGCUCCAUUUCCUGCCCCUCCUGCAGACUGGCCACCCGGGAUGCCAGGCCCGGGGAGUUCCUCUGGGACCCUGGUGUGGGGACUGGGACACUGGCCCAGCCGGGCCCAGGAACUCCAGCCGCUGCCCUGGCCUCUCCACCCAGCCAUUCUGCUCUGACUCUGGCCCUGUUUGCCUGGCAUGGUCAAGGCGGCCCCGCGUGCACUCGCCAAGUGCCGGGGUCUUGUCUCUGCCAGCCCCCGGGGUUACAGCUGCAUGACGCUUCCAGUGCCAACACCCCAUUCUCAGUGGCGAAAUUUCACCCAUUCAGGCCGAAAUUUCCCUGGCCCGGUGCCUGCCUCAGGCCACAUCCGCUGACACAGCUGAGCUGGGCGUCAUGUCUGUCCUCAGUUCUCCCUGGAGUGUCACAAACCUGGGGCUAUUUGGUGCUUUGCUUUAGCCCCAGCUGCUCGGGCAGGAGGUUGCGGAAAAUCUUGGCUUCCAUUUUCACAAAGGUGCCACGUUUGCAGACAGAAGCCGGAAAGCGGGACCGGAGCGUCUCCACCAGAAAACCCACCUGGUACUGUGGAAUAUCACCAGGGCACCUGCGUCGUAGUAGCGUCGCUGGCGGUCUCAAACACCGUCGGUUCCUCGGACAAAGUCAGCCCCCAGACUGCUGCAGUGGGCAGCACAGCAUGGGGAGAAGGUGACCAGCCCUCUGUGGAGAAAGAAGGGGUUCAGGGCUACUUAGAAAAACUGGACGAGCACAAGUCCAUGGGGCCGGAUGCGCUGCAUCCGAGGGUGCUACAGGAGUUGGCGGAUGUGAGUGCAGAGCCAUUGGCCAUUAUUUUUGAUAAUUCGUGGCAAUCGGGGGAGAUCCCAGACGAUUGGAAAAAGGCAAAUCUAGUGCCCAUAUUUUAAAAAGGGAAGAAAGAGAACCCAGGGAACUACAGACUCAUUUCAGUCCCCGGCAAAAUCAUGGAGCAGGUCCUCAAGGAAUCCAUUCUGAAGCACUUAGAGGAGAGGAACGUGAUCAGGAACAGUCAGCAUGGAUC